GGGAACCGCGGAUCCCGCAGCUGCAGGAGGCGCCCGGCCCCGCGGAGCAGCUCUAGCCGCCGCCGCCGCUCUCGCAGCUCUCGCCGCCACUGCCACCGUCACCGCGUCCUGGCUCCGGCUCCCGUGCCCUCCCGGCCGGCCAUGCAGCCCCGCCGCGCCCAGGCGCCCGGUGCGCAGCUGCUGCCCGCGCUGGCCCUGCUGCUGCUGCUGCUCAGCGCGGGGCCCCGAGGCAGCUCCCUGGCCAGCCCGGUGCCCGCCGCGCCCCUAUCCGCGCCCGGGCCAUGCGCCGCGCAGCCCUGCCGGAACGGGGGCGUGUGCACCCCGCGCCCUGAGCCAGACCUGCAGAACCCUGCCCCCGCCGGCGAGCCUGGCUACAGCUGCACCUGCCCCGCUGGGAUCUCCGGCGCCAACUGCCAGCUUGUUGCAGAUCCUUGUGCCAGCAACCCUUGUCACCAUGGCAACUGUAGCAGCAGCAGCAGCAGCAGCAGCAGCAGCAGCAGCAGCAGCGAUGGCUACCUCUGCAUUUGCAAUGAAGGCUAUGAAGGUCCCAACUGUGAACAGGCACUUCCCAGUCUCCCAGCCACUGGCUGGACCGAAUCCAUGGCACCCAGACAGCUUCAGCCUGUCCCCGCUACUCAGGAGCCUGACAAAAUCCUGCCGCACUCUCAGGCAACCGUGACAUUGCCUACCUGGCAGCCGAAAACAGGGCAGAAAGUUGUAGAAAUGAAAUGGGAUCAAGUGGAGGUGAUCCCAGAUAUUGCCUGUGGGAAUGCCAGUUCUAACAGCUCUGCGGGUGGCCGCCUGGUAACCUUUGAAGUGCCACAGAACACCUCAGUCAAGAUUCGGCAGAUGCCACUGGCUCACGGAUUUUUGCUCUGGAAGGGGUACCAGGCCAGGAUUUCAACCAGGUUGCUCCCUAUAGAUGGACGAAGUGUGAACCCCCCCCUUCAGGCUUUCGGGGAUGGUCCUCCUGGAGGGAAGAUGCUCACCUUGGAAUGUAGCCAGCAGUCCUGUCCCGAGCUCUUCCUGGGGAGGGACGGCCAGGUUCCUAACCAUGAUAAAUCAGCUCCACCUCCACACCGCCAGCUGCUUCUCUUACAAAACUUUUUCAUCCUUAAGAAACAAGAUGAAUUAAAAGGAAUCCAGAGAUUAAAAGGCCAGAUCCUGCUACUCCCUAACUGCCCUCCUGUGCCAUCUUGUUACUGUCUGACUGCCAGCUCCUGUGACUGCUUCCUGGCCAUGUGGAGCAGCCAGGACCUGGCUCCCUGUGGAAGACUCAGGGUUACAGGGAAGAGAUGGGAGGAGACAGGAAAAGCCCAUGGGGAGAUGCAGAACCAAACUAGUAAUUCACCUCUUGAUGUUAAUGAUUUUGAGAUGAUGUUGCAUAUCAGGAGAUUAAUCAGAAGAUCAAGGAGCGCCUAUUCAAUAUUAGAUGAACUGUACAGUCCAUUUAGGGUCUACAUGAAUUCACAUUGCAAGGAGACACUUGACAAUUUCCUUUUGCCUCAUUUUCUUUUAGGUUUUGUGAAUGAUUCUGUGACUAAGUCUAUUGUGGCUUUGCGCUUAACUCUGGUGGUGAAGGUCAGCACCUGCGUGCCGGGGGAGAGCCACGCAAAUGACUUGGAAUGUUCAGGAAAAGGAAAAUGCACCACGAAGCCAUCAGAGGCAACUUUUUCCUGUACCUGUGAGGAGCAGUACGUGGGUACUUUCUGUGAAGAAUACGAUGCUUGCCAGAGGAAACCUUGCCAGAACAACGCGAGCUGUAUUGAUGCAAAUGAAAAGCAAGAUGGGAACAAUUUCACCUGUGUUUGCCUUCCCGGUUAUACCGGAGAGCUUUGCCAGUCCAAGAUUGAUUACUGCCUCCUAGACCCAUGCAGAAAUGGAGCAACGUGCCUUUCCAGUCUCAGUGGAUUCACCUGCCAGUGUCCAGAAGGAUAUUUUGGAUCUGCUUGUGAAGAAAAGGUGGACCCGUGCGCCUCGUCUCCUUGCCAGAACAAUGGUACCUGCUAUGUGGACGGGGUACACUUUACCUGCAGCUGCAGCUCGGGCUUCACAGGGUCGACCUGUGCCCAGCUUAUUGACUUCUGUGCCCUCAGCCCCUGCGCUCAUGGCACGUGCCGCAGCGUGGGCACCAGCUACAAGUGCCUCUGUGAUCCAGGUUACCACGGCCUCUACUGUGAGGAGGAAUAUAACGAGUGCCUCUCCGCUCCAUGCCUGAAUGCAGCCACCUGCAGGGACCUCGUUAAUGGCUAUGAGUGUGUGUGCCUGGCAGAAUACAAAGGAACACACUGUGAAUUGUACAAGGAUCCCUGCGCUAACGUCAGCUGUCUGAACGGAGCCACCUGUGACAGUGACGGCCUGAAUGGCACGUGCAUCUGUGCACCCGGGUUUACAGGUGAAGAGUGUGACAUUGACAUAAAUGAAUGUGACAGUAACCCCUGCCACCAUGGUGGGAGCUGCCUGGACCAGUCCAAUGGUUACACCUGCCACUGCCCGCAUGGUUGGGUGGGAGCAAACUGUGAGAUCCACCUCCAGUGGAAAUCCGGGCACAUGGCAGAGAGCCUCACCAACAUGCCGCGGCACUCCCUCUACAUCAUCAUCGGAGCCCUCUGCGUGGCCUUCAUCCUCAUGCUGAUCAUCCUGAUUGUGGGGAUUUGCCGCAUCAGCCGCAUCGAGUACCAGGGUUCUUCUAGGCCAGCCUACGAGGAGUUCUACAACUGCCGCAGCAUCGACAGCGAGUUCAGCAAUGCCAUUGCAUCCAUCCGGCAUGCCAGGUUUGGAAAGAAAUCCCGGCCUGCAAUGUAUGAUGUGAGCCCCAUUGCCUAUGAAGAUUACAGUCCUGAUGACAAACCCUUGGUCACACUGAUUAAAACAAAAGAUUUGUAAUCUUUUUUUGGAUUAUUUUUCAAAAAGAUGAGACACUACACUCAUUUAAAUAUUUUUAAGAAAAUAAAAAGCUUAAGAAAUUUAAAAUGCUAGCUGCUCAAGAGUUUUCAGUAGAAUAUUUAAGAACUAAUUUUCUGCAGCUUUUAGUUUGGGAAAAAUAUUUUAAAAACGAAAUUUGUGAAACCUAUAGACUACGUUUCAAUGUACCUUCAGCUCCCUAAACUGUAUGCUUCUACUAGUGUGUGCUCUUUUCACUGUAGACACUAUCACGAGACCCAGAUUAAUUUCUGUGGUUGUUACAGAAUAAGUCUAAUCAAGGAGAAGUUUCUGUUUGACAUUUGAGUGCCGGCUUUCUGAGUAGAGUUAGGAAAACCAUGUAACGUAGCGUAUGAUGCAUAAUAGAGUAUACCCGUUACUUAAAAAGAAGUCUGAAAUGUUCGUUUUGUGGAAAAGAAACUAGUUAAAUUUAUUAUUCCUAACCUGAAUGAAAUUAGCCUUUGCCUUAUUCUGUGCAUGGGUAAGUAACUUAUUUCUGCACUGUUUCGUUGAACUUUGUGGAAACAUUCUUUCGAGGUUGUUUUUGUCAUAUUCGUAACAGUCGUCGAACUAGGCCUCAAAAACAUAUGUAACAAAAAGGCCUAGCGAGGCAAAUUCUGAUUGAUUUGAAUCCACAUUUUUCUUUAAAAAGUCAAGGGUUUUAUAUUGUGAGUAAAUUAAAUUUACAUUCGAGUCGUUUGUUGUUAAGAGGUAGUAAACAUAAGAGAGUACUGGUUCCUUCAGUAGUGAGUAUUUCUCAUAGUGCAGCUUUAUUUAUCUCCAGGAUGUUUUCGUGGCUGUAUUUGAUUGAUAUGUGCUUCUUCUGAUUCUUGCUAAUUUCAAAGAAUAUUGAAUAAAUGUUAUCAAGUCAAGGA
Molecule: messenger RNA, 3797 nt
Organism: Cercocebus atys (sooty mangabey)
Lineage: Eukaryota; Metazoa; Chordata; Mammalia; Primates; Cercopithecidae
Gene: DNER
Product: delta/notch-like EGF repeat containing
Exons: 17
Coding region: 142-2886 (914 amino acids)
Biological process (GO): heterophilic cell-cell adhesion; establishment or maintenance of epithelial cell apical/basal polarity
Cellular component (GO): plasma membrane; protein-containing complex
Molecular function (GO): calcium ion binding
Source: RefSeq, a predicted model, not a curated record